AUGGAGCGAGCACCAACCCGACAAACAUCCGAAUAUCUUCUCGGACUAUCCGCGCACUUCUUGACCCUCCGUAACCUACCCAUGUGCUGGCAAUACGCCCUCCGAGUCAGAGAAUCUGGCACCGACAAGCACUCUAUCCGCCGGGCCGACUCUAGGAACCGUCACCUCGUUCAGAGCCAGUACGAGAAGCUCGCGGCUCUCCUUAACCCCAACGUUAACAAGUUUGCUUUCUCCCAGGACGCCCUCGGACUCGUCUGGGAAGCUUGGUCUGUGCUCUCCGACCCAGAAAAGAAGGCCCAGUACGAGAACGAAAUCAGCUUUCCGGAAAAGUGCAACGAGCACAAGGAGAAGAAAGGGAUCGAGAACGAGAGAGAUGCGGAUUUUUUUUCAUUUUAA
Juglans regia (Persian walnut) is the source of this 396-nucleotide messenger RNA. RefSeq lists its product as uncharacterized. The record is from RefSeq and is a predicted model, not a curated record. The transcript has 2 exons. NCBI's taxonomy places the organism in Eukaryota, Viridiplantae, Streptophyta, Magnoliopsida, Fagales, Juglandaceae. The coding region runs from base 1 to 396 and encodes 131 amino acids.